Messenger RNA from Catharus ustulatus (Swainson's thrush), 3930 nucleotides. RefSeq names its product EFR3 homolog B (gene EFR3B). Gene Ontology annotation, biological process: protein localization to plasma membrane. NCBI's taxonomy places the organism in Eukaryota, Metazoa, Chordata, Aves, Passeriformes, Turdidae. Bases 334 to 2880 code for a protein of 848 amino acids. The transcript has 23 exons. The record is from RefSeq and is a predicted model, not a curated record. Gene Ontology annotation, cellular component: plasma membrane.
CUCCCGAAUUCCCAAAAAACCUCGCGGCGCUUUUCUCAUUCCCAGCCGAAAAAAAAAAAAAAAAAAAAAAAAUCCCCUCCACCUCAACCUCAAUUCCCAAAAUUCCAGCCCCAGAAUUCCCGAUUUUCCAGCCCCAGAAUUCCCGAUUUUCCAGCCGUGACUCAGCAGCCGCUCCCGGAUUUUUUUCCCCGCAUUUUUGCAGCGAUGCGGCCGCCGGGAGCUGCCGGGAAAACCGGGAAUUUUUAUCCCGAUUUUCCUGAAAUUCCCGAUUUUCCCCAUCCCGAUCCGUGAGAAUUCUCGGAAUUCCCGGAAUUCCAACUCCGCUCCUGGGAGAUGCUGCCCGUGCCCGGAGCAGGGGUUUGCGGCUGCUGCGGAGCGCUCCGGCCCCGCUACAAGCGCCUGGUGGACAACAUCUUCCCCGAGGAUCCCGAGGACGGGCUGGUGAAGACCAACAUGGAGAAGCUGACCUUCUACGCGCUCUCGGCCCCGGAGAAGCUCGACCGCAUCGGCGCCUACCUGUCCGAGCGCCUGAUCCGCGACGUCGGCCGGCACCGAUACGGGUCGGUGUGCAUCGCCAUGGAGGCUCUGGACCAGCUGCUGAUGGCGUGCCAUUGCCAGAGCAUCAACCUCUUCGUCGAGAGCUUCCUCAAGAUGGUGGCCAAGCUCCUGGAGUCGGAGAAGCCCAACCUGCAAAUCCUGGGAACCAACUCCUUUGUGAAGUUUGCCAACAUUGAGGAGGACACGCCCUCGUACCACCGCAGCUACGACUUCUUCGUGUCGCGCUUCAGCGAGAUGUGCCACUCCAGCCACGCCGACCCCGACGUGCGCGCCAGGAUCCGGAUGUCGGGGAUCAAGGGGCUGCAGGGCGUGGUGCGUAAGACGGUGAACGACGAGCUGCAGGCCAACAUCUGGGAACCGCAGCACAUGGACAAGAUCGUGCCCUCGCUGCUCUUCAACCUCCAGCAGGCCGGCAACCCCCAGAGCCGCUCCCCGUCGCCGCUCCAGGCCUCGGAGAAGGAGCAGGAGAAUCCCUGGGACUUGGCUGAGCGCUGCCUCCGGGAAUUGCUGGGAAGAGCGGCCUACGGCAACAUCAAGAACGCCAUCAAGCCCGUGCUCAUCCACCUGGACAAUCACUCCCUGUGGGAGCCGCAGGUCUUCGCCCGCAGCUGCUUCCGGAUCAUCAUGUUCUCCAUCCAGCCCCAGCAUUCCCACCUGGUGAUCCAGCAGCUCCUGGGUCACCUGGACGCCAACAGCCGGAGCGCGGCCCCGAUCCGGGCGGGAAUCGUCGAGGUGCUCUCGGAAGCGGCCGGGAUCGCCGCCUCCGGAUCCGUGGGCCCCACGGUGCUGGAGGUGUUCAACACCCUCCUGCGGCAGCUGCGCCUCAGCAUCGACCUGGCCCUCAGCGCCUGCGAGCCCCCGGCCACCGACGGCCACACCGCGGCCACCGACCGCCGGCCAGCGGCCACCAGCGCAGCGCAGGAGCGCGGCUUCCAGGAGGCCGUGAUCAGAACCAUCGGCUCGUUUUCGGGGACGCUGCCGCCGUACCAGCAGUCCGAGGUGAUGAUUUUCAUCAUGAACAAAGUUCCCAUUCCCGAGAAUUCCCAGAAUUCCCGGAAUUCCCUGGAGCCCCCGGCCGGACCCGAUGGGGAAAACCGGAACCGCCUGACACAGAUCAUGCUCCUGAAAUCCCUCCUCCAGGUCUCGGUGGGGUUCCAGUGCAGCAGCAUGCUGACGGCACUGCCCAGCGCCUUCCUGGAGCGGCUGCUCUCGGCCGCGCUGCUGCAGGACCCCGAGAUUCGCAUCUUCGUCCUGGAGAUCCUCUGCAGCUUCAUCGACCGCCGCGGCAACCGCCACAAGCUCUGCCCCGAGAGCUCCGUGGGUGAUGUCUCGGCGCUGAAGCUGAAGGUGGAGAAAUGUUCCCGCCAGGAUUCCGUCUUCAUGAAGAAGCACGGCUCGCAGCUGCUGCGGGUGCUGUUCCUGCUGGCCCAGCAGGGCAACAAUUCCCGCGAUCACUUCCGGGCCCUGUUCCGCCUGCUGGCCCUGCUGGCGCUGGAGCUCGCCACCGACGACGUCAUCACCGACCUCGUGCGCCUCGCGCUCGCCCUGCAGGCGCUGGCACAGGAGGAUCCGUCGCUGCCGGGGCGGAGCCGCUGCGCGCUGCUGGCCCUGAGCGCCGCCUUCCUGCACCUGCUGGGGCAGCUCCUGGGGAUCCCUGCGCUCCUGCAGCACACACAGGAGGUGAUCCAGGCCCGGCAGAAGGAGGCUCCGUUCCUGCUGCCCCAGGAAGCUUUUGGAGACAACCCUGAGUCCUGUCCCAGCCUGGAGCAGCUGGGACCGGAAUUUUUCCUCUGGCAAAGCAAAAUCAGCGAAAUCCUGGGGAGCAGCGGCUACAGCGCCGAGAGGAUCAGCGCGCCCUACGAGCCCCAGAGCUCCGACGAGGAGCGCCUGUCCAAGAGGAAGAGCAUCGGGGAGACGAUUUCCCUGCAGGUGGAGGUGGAGUCCAGGAACAGCCCCGAGCGAGAGCAGAGAGCCCCAGCUGAGGAGAUCACCUACGAGACGCUGAAAAAAGCCAUCGUGGACAGCGUGGCGGUGGAGGAGCAGGAGCGCGAGCGCCGGCGCCAGGUCGUUGAGCGGUUCCAGACGGCGCCGUUCGAGGAGAUCGCCGCGCACUGCGGGGCCAGGGCCAUGCUGCUGCAGAGCAAACUGAACCAGAUCUUCGAGAUCACCAUCCGGCCGCCUCCGAGUCCCUCCGGCGCCGUCCCGCUCGCGCUGGGCCCCGCCCAGCCCCAAUCCCAAUCCCAAUCCCAAUCCCAAUCCCAGCCCCAGCCCCACUCCAUCCCCGUGUACGAGAUGAAAUUCCCGGAUCUCUGCGUCUACUGAGCCGCGCUCGUCGGAAUCACGGAAUUCCCGAAAUCCGUCGGCGUCGCCAUCCCGAGAUUUUUUUUUUUUUUUGGGGUUGUCCCAGGUUUUCCUGGGAUUCCCGCUCUGAUUCCAGGUUUUUGGGUGGGGGGAGAGGGAGGGGAGGAGCUCUGGGAAUGGGGAAUGGUCUGGGAAAUCUGGGAAUUCUCAGGGAAAUCUGGGAAUUCCGGUCGUGGAAAAGGCGGGAAGGGAGAUCCUAAAUCCAGGCUGGGAAAAUCCCAACUGGAAAAUCCUGGAUGGAAAAAUCUCAACUGGAAAAUUCCAGAUGGAAAAGCCCAGAAUUCCUGGCUAGAAAAUCCCAACUGGAAAAUGUCAAAUGGAAAAAAUUUCCAGCUGCAAAAUCCCAGAAUUCCCAGUUGGAAAAUCUCAAAUGGAAAAUCCUGGAAUUCCCAACUGGAAAAUCCCAGAUGGAAAAUCCAGAUGGAAAAUCCAGAUGGAAAAUCCCGGAAUUCCCAGUUGGAAAAUCCCAGAAUGCUUGGCUGGAAAAUCCCAACUGGAAAAUUCUGGAUGGAAUAGACCAGAAUUCCCAGUUGGAAAAUCCUGGCUGGAAAAGCUUGGAAUUCUCAGAUGGAAUAUCCUGGAAUUCCCAGCUGGAAAAAUCCCAGAUGGAAAAUUCCAUCUGGAAAAUCCCAACCAAAAAAAUCCUGGAAUUCCCAGUUGGAAAAUCCCAACUGGAACAUUCCCAACUGGAAAAUCCCAGCUGGAAAUUCCAGGAAAAUCCUGGUUGGAAAAUCCUGGAUGGAAAAAUCCAGAUCCCGGCUAAAGAAAUUUUUUUUGGGAAAAAUCCAUCCUCAGGCUGCUCCAGAGGAACUGGGAAUGCUGGGAAUAUUUGGAAUAUUGGGAAUCUCAGGAUAGUCCCAAAUUUUCCAAAUUUGCGGAUUAAUUUCCCUGGGUUUUGGGAAUUCUUUUUUUUGGAUCCCAAGGAAUUCCUGGGAAAAACUUCUGAGGAUUCCUGGGAUCGAACUGGAGUGGGAAAACCUCAGGAAUUCAUGGGAAAAAACCCUGAAUAUU